AUGGCGGUGUAUGAUCACGUUUCAAACCCACGGCGACUCAGUCAGGCUGCGGAGGCUGAUGCGGCUGUCGGUGUUCAGAAUCUUUCAAACUGGAAUCAUGCAAUUGAUGAGAUCAGCACUUGGCCCGAGUAUACUCCUCAACCGCUUCAUUCAAUGCCAAAAGCUGCAGUGCAGCUACGGCUCGGCAAUUUAUUUCUGAAAGAUGAGAGCGAGCGAUUCGGCAGAGAGUUGGGGUCCUUCAAAGCUCUUGGUGCGCCUUACGCCGUCUUCAGAAUCUUGACCGACGAGGUACAGGCUAAGACUGGUGUCUGGCCUACAUCAGCUGAUCUCCGAGCUGGCAAAUAUCGAGCCAUCACACAUCGUGUUACUGUAUGUGUUGCCACAGACGGCAACCAGGGAAGAGGCCUUGCCUAUGGAGCCAAGAUAUUCGGCUGUCGAUGCAUCGACUACAUUCAUAGCCACGUCAGCGCGGGUCGAGCAGAGGCCAUGAAAGACUUAGGUGCCAUCGUUAUUCGUGUCGAGGGCGAAUACGAAGCAUCUGUGGAAAGGGCAAGGGAGGACGCACGGAUGAACGGAUGGCACUUCGUCAGCAGCACUUCGUGGAAUGAUUUUGACAGCCCGAUCCCACAGAAUGUUAUGAAUGCAUACAUGGUGGUUGUGGAGGAGACGAUGAGUAUGCUGCCCAGAGUCGCAGAAAUCACGCACGUCUUCGUCUGCGGUGGCGUGGGUAGUAUCGCUGCUAUGGUAUUUCUUGGAUUUAUGAUGCAUCAUCAGAAGCUAGGGACUGCUAGAGAUGAGCUUCCUCGUUUUGUGGUCAUAGAACCACAAGAGGCUGACGGCCUUCUCCAGAGUGCCCGUCAAGGGGUUCCUACCCCGUCCGAUGGAAGUCUUCGGACGCUCAUGGCGGGCCUGGCUUGCCGUGCUCCUUCCCCAGCAGCUUGGAAAGUUCUCUCGUGGCUUGCCAGUGACUUCGUUUCUGUGCCUGACACGGUUGCGGUGGAGGGAAUGAAAAUGCUUGCUAGUGCGCCGUACGGUGAUGUACCAGUAGUUAGUGGCGAAUCCUCUGCUGCUAACAUGGGAAUCUUAUUGCAAGCCGCCUCUGACAACACUUUGCGCGAGUUGCUCGGUCUGAACAAUAAAAGCCAGGUGCUCUUUUUUAGCCUGGAAGGGGCAACAGAUCCGGAAAUAUUUGAGAAACUCGUUGGGAAGUCUCCCGACGCUGUAUUCGCAGCUAGAUAA
Molecule: messenger RNA, 1239 nt
Organism: Aspergillus udagawae
Lineage: Eukaryota; Fungi; Ascomycota; Eurotiomycetes; Eurotiales; Aspergillaceae
Exons: 1
Coding region: 1-1239 (412 amino acids)
Source: RefSeq, a predicted model, not a curated record